This is a messenger RNA of Gilbertella persicaria, 582 nucleotides long. Its product is annotated as ubiquitin-conjugating enzyme/RWD-like protein. The record is from RefSeq and is a predicted model, not a curated record. The annotation marks the transcript as partial. NCBI's taxonomy places the organism in Eukaryota, Fungi, Mucoromycota, Mucoromycetes, Mucorales, Choanephoraceae. The transcript has 2 exons.
AACUUGAGAAAUCCAAGCCAUUGUCCUUUGGGUGUCUAUGUGAUGCCUUCAGAGCAUAAUAUACGUGUAUGGUAUGGUGUUAUAUUUGUACACAAAGGCUUCUAUCGAUCAGGCGCAUUCAAAUUCAAAAUUGAAUUGCCCGAGAAUUACCCCAAUUCACCACCUACAGUCUCUUUUUUAACAGAAAUGUUCCAUCCACUCGUCGAUAUCGAUGGAAGAGUGUCUAUAGCACAACAGUUUCCUGUAUGGCGACCUUAUCAAGACUACACAUAUCAUAUCCUCCACUAUCUAAAAAAUAUGUUCAAGAAAGUUGUCUUGGAUGGAUUGAAUGAUAAGUACUGCUAUAAUAAGGAAGCCUAUAGACUAUAUCGUACUGAAGUAGCAGUAUUUGGUAAGAUGGCUCAACAAUGCGCUCAACUGUCAAUCACAGAAUCAUUUCUUUUUGAGCGUAUGCCUGAAGACAAUCUUAUUCGAUUUUCACCACUCAGUGAUGCGAAAUUUGGUAAAGUGAGAUGUAUUAAGCAUGUCGAUAUUCAUUAUUAUUAUUAUUAUUAUUAUUAUUAUUAUUAUUAUUAUUAUUAG